UCCUCCCUUCACUCUUCAUCUUUUCUUCCAAUACCUCCGCCACCCCUUUCCUUCUCUUUCUCUCUCUUAUAAGCACACACGCCACACUCACACCACACUGUCUCCAUUUCAUGACUUUUAUCACCCAAACCCCAAGAUGCUGAACGACGACUGGGUCAGGGCGGCCAUGACGGACGAAACCGUCGUCGUCCAAGUUCUCCUACGACUCAAGCAAACCGUUUCCACCAAAUCUCACCACCACCGCCCCCCUCUCUCUUGGGGGGUCAAACAGCCCCGCUCAAGAUCAAGGCUCACCGCUGCCGUCUCUCGCUGCGACGCCGCCGUUUCUACCAGAUGCAGUCCCACCACGCCGCUCUCUUGGAGCAGCGGUGCCUCCCCAUCCGCCACCGCCGACGGUUACGAAGACUCCGGCCGCCAACACCAUGCCGCCAGAUCCAAGGCCACUGCCACAAGUGGAUACACUGGCAACUCAGCUUCAACCAAGAGGUGCAGAAGAAAAAAGACCUUUGCUGAACUAAAGGAAGAGGAAAGCUCCCUGCUAAAGGAAAGGAUAUCUUUGAAAAAGGAAAUUGCAACGAUAAAUGCAAAUUUUGAGGCUGAGAGAGCUAAAAAUGAGAGUUUGAAGAGGAUGAAGCUCGAUAUCGGAUCAAAAUCUCAGAAGAAUCCGAGUUCAACGUCUGUUGAACCACAGUGUACGGUUGCUGGUCAACCCCAUCAGAGAAUAGUGUCUACGGUGGCCCUAAUACGUACCACUCAAGACGAUACUCGUUCACAAGCAUCAGAAUCAACCGGGGAAAGGUUUUUCUUGAUACCGGAUCUAAAUAUGACGCCAUCGGAUGAUGUUUCUUGCACUGACGCUCUAUGUUGAAUGAGUGGAGACCUUUUUUUGCUUUGAUAGUUGAGAGCGCAGAAGUCUUGAAACAGUUGCGCUGUUUGUGUUUGGGGAAAGAAAGCUGAAAAAAUGUACAGGCCAUCCAAUAGAAAAUCAGUGGAGAACAUGAUGCGGCAGAGACGUUUCUAUGGGAAAAUUUUCUUUGGUACUUGUAGGCAAUUAGGGUGUAGAGUAGAGAUAUGCUAAGGUUGCAGGUUCCGCCCAUUCCGAAAUUUCUUAUAAAGCUUUCGGAAUUCUUCAAUCUUGUAAGAUGUACCAUUCUUUUGUAGGUUAAAUAACUUGGAUUCCCCCUUUAGAAGGUAUCUAAAAUUAAUCUACAAUUCUAUAUUUUUAUUCAUCAGUUCUAUUGGUUGCUCCUUCAUUUCUUUUAUAAAAAAUCAUGUGCCAUUCAUGCCUCUCCUGGAAAUUGAAGGGACAGAUAAUGGAUGGGUUCACUUGA
Molecule: messenger RNA, 1331 nt
Organism: Vigna radiata var. radiata (mung bean)
Lineage: Eukaryota; Viridiplantae; Streptophyta; Magnoliopsida; Fabales; Fabaceae
Exons: 5
Coding region: 137-868 (243 amino acids)
Source: RefSeq, a predicted model, not a curated record